AUGGACAAAACCAUUUUGUCUAGUGCAUCAGUGUUUGGGUUGCGGGAAGACACUGUGAGCAUCCCCGCCACAUCCGUGGCAUGGCUGUGCAAAAGCUGCUGGGUCUCCAGCGUCUUCUACUUCGGAUAUCUAUUAUGGGCCUUUCCCACGUCCAUCCUAAUUCAAAAGCUGCCCGUGGGCAAGUAUGUAUCUGUGAAUGCGUUUUUCUGGGGCGCCAUUGUCGGCUUAACCGCUGCAUGCACAAACUUCGGCGGACUAAUCACCGUCCGGUUCCUACUGGGAGUCGUAGAGGCAACAAUCUCCCCGGCAUUCGUCUACAUUACUGCAAUGUGGUGGACGCGUGAGGAGAUCCCUGGGCGAUGUGGAGUAUGGUUUUUAGGCAACUCUCUCGGCGGGAUGCUAUCGAAUUUUCUGGCUUAUGGCAUCGGGCAUAUUAAGGAGCCACUUGCGCCGUGGCACUGGUUAUUCAUUGUCCUAGGAGUGGGCACCUUUCUUUGGGGGUUUGUUUUGUUGCUCCUCCUCCCGGACACAAUUGCAUCCUGUAGUUUUCUGAAUCAAAGAGAAAAAGUCCAUGCGGAGGAGCGAGUGGCUUUCGCUGGCACGGGGAAGACCCGACACGAGUGGAAGUUGGAUCAAGUGAUUGAAUGCCUCAUGGACCCCAAAACUUACCUAUUUCUUAGUAUUUCGAUCUUGACUCAGAUACCCAAUGGUGGAACUCAGAACUUCGGCAAUCUCGUCCUUUUCACCCCCCUAGAAACCACUCUAAUUAUCACGCCAGCAUCUAUUAUAUCCAUUUCUACAGUUCUAAUAACUGGCUGGCUCUCCGGGAAAUACCAUAAUGUGGCAACGUAUCUCAUCUGUGGAAUCGUUGCGUUUCCUGUUGCCGGGAGCGCGAUUAUAUACUCAAGCGUCAGCAAAGGCGUCAAGUUAUUUGGAUACUAUCUCAUGUCACCAGGGCCCGCGGCACUGCCCCUUGCCAUGUCUCUUUUAGCAGUCAACUAUAAGGGCUCAACCAAGAUGAUGACCAUGACGUCUAUUUUAUUCAUAGCUUAUUGUGCGGGAAAUAUCGCCGGUCCCCAAUUCUUCAUAUCAAGAGAGGCUCCCCAUUACCCAACAGCAUUCCGUGCUAUCCUCAUUUGCUACUCAAUGGUUGUGGUAAUCUCACUUAUCCUCAGGUUUUAUCUGAAAUGGAUGAAUACGACGCGUGAUGAAAAAGAGCAACAGGAGAAGGUACUCAUUAGGGGCCCACAGUUCACAGACGCUGCAACAAAAUCUAAAAGUUACCGCCACAAAUCCAUGCUCAUCAACUAG
This is a messenger RNA of Blastomyces gilchristii SLH14081, 1311 nucleotides long. RefSeq names its product allantoate permease. The coding region runs from base 1 to 1311 and encodes 436 amino acids. Gene Ontology annotation, cellular component: plasma membrane. Lineage: Eukaryota; Fungi; Ascomycota; Eurotiomycetes; Onygenales; Ajellomycetaceae. Gene Ontology annotation, biological process: transmembrane transport; dipeptide transport; allantoate transport. Gene Ontology annotation, molecular function: dipeptide transmembrane transporter activity; allantoate transmembrane transporter activity. The transcript is spliced from 7 exons. The record is from RefSeq and is a predicted model, not a curated record.